Molecule: messenger RNA, 1188 nt
Organism: Penicillium bovifimosum
Lineage: Eukaryota; Fungi; Ascomycota; Eurotiomycetes; Eurotiales; Aspergillaceae
Product: alpha/beta fold hydrolase
Exons: 1
Coding region: 1-1188 (395 amino acids)
Molecular function (GO): hydrolase activity
Source: RefSeq, a predicted model, not a curated record
AUGACCCUCCCACCCCUACCCCUCCCAACAGGCAUAACCAGCCGAACCAUCCAAACCACCGAUCUAAACAUCCACAUCCUAGAAGCCGGCCAAACCCCAACAAACGACAAACCCCUAAUCGUCCUCCUCCACGGCUUCCCAGAAAUAGCCUACUCCUGGCGUCGCGUCCUCCCCAAACUCGCAGCCGCAGGCUUCUACGUCGUAGCCCCAGACCAACGCGGCUUCGGUCGCACAACAGGUUGGGACACCCGCAGCCACGCAGAAGUCGACCUAUCGACCUUCACCAUCUCAACUCUAGUUCGGGACAUCGUCCUCCUAGUUCAUGCACUAGGCUACCGCUCCGUGCGCUGCAUCGCGGGCCACGACUGCGGCGCCGCCUCGGCAGCCGCAUGCGCCCUCAUGAGACCGGACUUCUUCCAGAGCGUGGCGCUCAUGAGCCACCCGUUCAAUGGGAGUCCUGAGUUGCCGUUUAACACGGCGAAUGAGGGGGUGGAUGUGGCGCGGUUUGUAGCUGAGAAGGCGAAGGCGGCGGCGGGUGUGCACGAGGAGCUUGCGAGGAUGGGUCGCAAGCAUUAUAAGUGGUAUUACUCGACUAAGGAGGCUGGGCCUGAGAUGUCGGAGCUUGGGCCUGAGGAGAUGCGUGGAUUUUUGCGGGGGUACUUCUAUUUGAAGAGUGGGUCGUGGGAGGGGAAUCGGCCGCAUCCGUUGGGGAAGUGGGCUGCGGCUGAUUUGGCAGAGUUGCCGGGGUACUAUAUCAUGCCGUUGGAGGCAUCGAUGCCGGAGACUGUGGCGAGGGAUAUGGCGGUUGAGUCGUCCGGGGUUCUGGCUUCGCACUCGUGGCUGCCUGACGAGGAACUGGCGGUUUAUGCGGGUGAGUAUGGACGCACGGGUUUCCAGGGCGGAUUGAAUUGGUAUCGUAUUCGCACUGCGGAUGGUGGUCGGUAUGCGAAGGACGUUGAGGUCUUUGCUGGGAAGAAGAUUGAGCAGCCGUGUGCUUAUGUUUCGGGUAAGUUGGACUGGGGUAACUACCAGGAGCCUGGGGCUAUUGAAAAGAUGAAGGACGGAGUCUCGUGCGCGGACUUGCGUAUCUUCCGCCUUGUCGACGGAGUUGGGCAUUGGACACCUCAGGAAAGUCCGGAAGAGGUGGUGCGAGCCAUUUUGGAUCUGAUCGAAGGCUUGCCUCAGUGA